Messenger RNA from Cyprinus carpio (common carp), 4615 nucleotides. Its product is annotated as integrin alpha-6-like. The record is from RefSeq and is a predicted model, not a curated record. Lineage: Eukaryota; Metazoa; Chordata; Actinopteri; Cypriniformes; Cyprinidae. Gene Ontology annotation, molecular function: integrin binding. The coding region runs from base 822 to 3749 and encodes 975 amino acids. Gene Ontology annotation, biological process: cell adhesion mediated by integrin; cell-matrix adhesion; leukocyte migration. Gene Ontology annotation, cellular component: external side of plasma membrane; integrin complex. The transcript has 25 exons.
AACCUGGUUUUUAUGAUUGUUUUGCUGCCUGUCCUGACCCUUGCCUGUUUACAGAUUACUCUUUUGUCUUCGCCUGGAUAAUACUGCUUACCGAUACUGCACCCUGCCUGUCUACAAUAAAGCCCAAAUUUGGAUCCACAAUUGCAUUGUCACACUUGUCAUCCUUUAGCAUCCUUUAAUAGAGACCCAUCCCUACCUAAAACAAAUACAUCAAACCCCAAACCUGAAUGCAAACAGCCCAACACACAUGUAACAUCUCACAAGACAAUCCAGUUUAACUAACCACACCCAUCACAACCCAGCACACACAUUACACUACAGCGCAAAACCCAACACAAGAAGUCAGUGUAGAUCAUCUCAGACAACUGCAGCGAUUGCACUGCUGGAUCAUUUUGAAAAAGACAAAUUUGUAAAACAGUUGCGCAGCUCGUGAUUGUGAGCUCUCUUUGAGCAGUGUUUGGGACACACGGCAGCUGCUGCAGCUUUGGCACGGAUGCUUUUGGACUGUGUGUAACACUUUGAGAAUUAGUGAAAGGUUAUGGAUGUGGUAUAUUUUCUAAUGGAAAGAUGGAAAGGUCUGCAUGACUAAAGUGAUGAGCAGAGACAGCUGAGUCUGGGCAUUUCUCCCCUUCGGUGAUGAAGCAGCAAUCUGAAACAGAUUGUUGAUCGGUGCUCCCAAAGCCAGGGCUUUAUCCAAUCAGGGAGCAAACAUCACGGGUGGGCUGUACAGCUGUGACAUCACCACCCAUCCCAAUGACUGCACUCGAGUGGACUUUGACAAUGAUGUUGAUGCUCGUGUGGAGAAUAAGGAGAACCAGUGGAUGGGUGUAACUGUUCAGAGUCAAGGACCUGGAGGCAAGAUUGUGACAUGUGCCCAUCGCUACCAGCGCCUGUUGUUCCCCAACACCCCCCAAGAGGCGCGUGACAUCACGGGACGCUGCUACAUGCUCAGCCAGGACCUGAGCAUCGACAGCCAGUCAGACGAGGAUGGAGGGAACUGGAAAUUCUGCGACGGUCGCACCAGGGGUCAUGAGAGAUUCGGGGCCUGUCAGCAGGGCUUGGCUGCCACCUUCACUAAAGACUACCAUUAUGUCAUCUUUGGAGCACCAGGGGCAUACAACUGGAAAGGUAUAGUGCGUGUGGAGCAGAAGAACAACACUCUUCUGGAAAUGGGCUUGUUUGAUGACGGCCCUUAUGAGGUCGGGGAUGAAAACCGCCUGGAUCCAAAUCUAGUGCCUGUACCAGCCAACAGUUACUUGGGAUUCUCUCUAGAUUCCGGCCACAGCAUCACAGAGAAAGGCAGACUCGUCAUAGUGUCAGGAGCGCCGAGAGCCAAUCACAGCGGUGCAGUGGUGUUUCUGCGGACGGGGGGAGAAGUGUCCACCACGCUCACACCUGAACACGUUCUGGAAGGACCGGGACUCGCAUCCUCCUUUGGAUAUGAUGUCGCUGUGGUGGACCUGAAUGGAGAUGGCUGGCAGGACGUUGUGGUUGGUGCCCCUCAGUUCUUCCAGAGAGAUGAGGAAGUGGGUGGAGCCGUGUUUGUUUACAUCAAUAAGGCUGGAAGGUGGAAGGACGUCGCUCCCACUCGCCUGAAUGGAACGAAACACUCCAUGUUUGGACUGGCUGUGGAGAACAUUGGAGACAUCAAUCUGGAUUCUUUUGAAGAUAUUGCAGUAGGUGCUCCAUACGCAGACUCAGGGUUUGGUAGCGUGUACAUCUACCACGGAUCUGCUGACGGCAUCAAUACCACACCAGCUCAGAUUCUGGAGGGUAAACAGCACAACAUUAAGAUGUUUGGCUAUUCUCUGGCUGGAAACAUGGACCUGGAUCAGAACUCGUACCCUGAUCUCGCCGUGGGCUCGCUCUCUGACACAGUUUUCAUAUACAGGUCCAAAACUGUUAUCAGCAUCAAGAAAGACAUCAAGGUGACACCAAAGGAGAUUGACCUGGUGAAGAAAACAUGUGGCAACAGCGUCUGCUUGACUGUGGAAGCGUGUUUCUCAUAUAAAGCAAAGCCCUCCACCUACAACCCUAAACUCACCGUCUCCUGUACACUUGAGGCAGAGUGGUACCGCAGGAAGCUGGGUCUUCCAUCCAGGGUUGUGUUUCUGGAGAAGAGCGCGAUGGAUCAGGACUUCCAGUCGACCGGCUCUCUGGAGCUACGAGGACAGAACAAGAAAGCCUGUUACAAGACCAAACUCAGAUUACAAGAAGGCAUCAGGGAUAAGCUCAGAGCGAUUCCUAUCGAGGUGUCGGUGGCCAUUCAGAGCGCUAAGAGAGGCAAACGGCAGAGCUCUCUGCCGCAACUAACUCCAAUACUGGACUCCACUGUGCCCAACAAGACCAUCACUGAGGUGAACUUCCUGAAGGAGGGGUGUGGCACAGACAACAUCUGUCAGAGUAACCUACACCUGCAGUACAGGUUCUGCUACAGAGAGUCCAAACAAGAUGUGUUUCCUCCUCUACCGCUGGAGAAAGGUGUGCCGGUGAUUUCUCUGAGUGAUCAGAAGGACAUCGCUCUGGAGGUCACAGUCAGGAACAGGAAUGGAGAUGAUGCUCAUGAAGCCAAAUUGGUUGGGCAUUUUGAUGAAUCCCUCUCAUAUUCAGGAUUCAGAUCUACUGAUAAACAUGUGAUCUGCGCUGCCAAUCAGAAUGGCUCCCAGGCAGACUGCGAGCUGGGAAACCCUUUUAAACGGGACUCAGAGGUAACAUUCUACAUCAUUUUGAGCACUGGCAAGAUAUCACUCGACACCAAAGAGGUUGAGAUCGACCUUCAGCUGGAAACAACAAGUUUACAGGAAGGCCUGGGCAAAGUGAAGGCCAAAGCCAAAGUGGUGAUUGAACUACUUCUUUCUGUGCAAGGGGUUGCCAAGCCGUCUCAGGUCUAUUUUGGAGGUGAAGUCAGAGGCAUGAGCGCUAUGAAGACAGAGGAAGAAGUCGGCAGCUUGGUCGAAUAUGAAUUCAGAGUGAUUAAUUUGGGAAAGCCUCUGAAGUCUUUCGGAACUGCAUCUCUGAACAUCCAGUGGCCUAAAGAAAGCUCUGUGGGGAAAUGGCUGCUGUAUCUGAUGAAGAUCAACACCAGGGACCUGCAGUUAGUCACCUGUUCUCCUGAGAGAGAGAUAAACCCUCUCAGACUGAGCGAGGACUCAACAUCAACCAGGAGAAAGCGUGAGCUGGAGGAGCGGAAACCAUCUGAAGGCAGUAAAACAUCCCUCAUCCCUGACAAACGCAAGCACAAGAUUCUGUCUUGCAGUGGAGAUGCUAGAUGUGUGGAGAUCAAAUGCCCCCUACAGGGCUUGGACAGCACUGCGGUCAUCAUUCUGAAAUCCCGCCUGUGGAAUUCCACUUUCCUUGAAGAUUAUGUGUCCUACAGUUACCUCGAUAUAAUAGUGAAAGCCUCCAUAAGUCUGGAUGCUUCUGCCAAGAACAUUGUCCUUAAAAAACCAGAGACCCAGGUGAGGCUGACCGUGUUCCCGGAGACGGCCGUGACUCCGUUCGGAGGCGUUCCCUGGUGGAUCAUUCUGGUGGCUGUUUUAGCUGGAAUUCUAAUGCUGGCUCUUCUAGUUCUGUUACUCUGGAAGUGUGGAUUUUUCAAACGCUCUAAAUAUGAGGACAGCGUUCCGAAAUAUCACGCGGUGAGGAUUCGUAAGGAGACACGUCUCUUGAAAGAUGGAGAGGACAUGUUAGAUCCCUUGGAGAAGAAGCAAUGGAUGACCACAUGGAAUGAGAACGAGAGCUACUCAUGAGACUGUCUCUGCAUUUUUUGUCAUGUGGACACUUUGCUGCCAUCAGGCAUCUCUAGUUGUGAAAGUUUCAGAGGAAGUCCACCUCUGCAAGUCUGUGAGCCCACUGUUAUAGAGAGAAAUGGAGAUGCCUUUACAUAUCCAUAGGUUUCUGGUAACUAGAGGGUAAAACUGACUCCUGGACAUCUCUGUUUUGUUUGCAAUGCCACCCUUUAAAAAGUGUUGGUAUAUUUUUGGAAGAUGCAUGAGAUGCCAAUUGUUUUGAUUUUUUUAAUUUGAUUUUUUGUAAAUAUUUUACAAUGCAGUUUAUUUAUUUUGUCUUGUAAUUUUGUACUGAGAUGCCUACUGUGCAUGAACUGGCCAAAAAAAAAUUUCAUGUAUUUUUUUUUUUUAAUUCUGUAAAUUAGAUUGAAUGUCAGAUUGAGUGUCAGAAGAGAAAAAAUAAACGAGUCAAUGAGGUACUACUGAAAAAUGUUGUUUGACCCAAAACGCUUUGACAACACAUCUGCAUAAUUUGAUGUAUUUUUAACAUCCCACAUCUCUAGAAUGCUCACAAAAUCUAUUUUUUUUUUUACUUAGUUGGCACCUGUUGGCAUUAAAGGGGCUUUCUGCAGUUCUCCAGUAGUUCUGCCAUCCAUCGAUGUGGAUCAGCAUGAUUGUUUCGAGUUCUCUUAUGCACAGGGUCUCCAAACCUGCUCCCGGAAAGCUAUUUUCCUGCAGACUUCAGUUCCAACACACCUGCCUGUAAUUAUCAGCCUUGAACACAUUAAUUAGCUGGUUGAGGUGUGUUCGAGUGUGGUUUGAAAUCUGCAGGCUUUCCAGGAGGAAGGUUGGAGACCCCUGACUAUGCCUACUUUGUUACCUGUGUA